AUGAAAGAUGCGAUAACGGCACUCGACGUUUCUAUCAUCUCUCGGCAGGCCCAGAAUCGCAUGCAUAAGCUUACGGAGGAGCGCAUCAGCCGUGAGGCACGACGUACGAAGACCCGACGGCAGAUUCAAGGCGUCAAAGAUGGCGCUCUUUCCAUGGGUCAGCUUCGAGCCAAAGUGAAGGCACGAGCAGAUGAGGAAUACGAAGAUGAAGCAAAAGAGCUUACCCGAGCCCAAGAGAAGAUGAAUAGGGAUAUCCAGAAGCAAGAACAAGAAAAGGCUCGUAAAGACCGUGUCGGUCAGCCGGUCUUACGAGGCAGGGCCGCGGCGGCGGCGAAGAAACAGGCUGAAGAAGACUAUCGCGAGAAGUUAAACAGCCAGAUCCCUGAAGAAGAAAACGACCAAGCAACACAGCUUCUUAAGCAAUGGAACAAAGCCGAUGACCUUAAGAAGCCUCUGCCUAUCCUCAUGAUGCUACCGGAAGUUGUUAAGUGGAAAAGGGAGGCUGAGGCAUAG
Clonostachys rhizophaga is the source of this 513-nucleotide messenger RNA. The record is from the annotation of a GenBank genome assembly. Lineage: Eukaryota; Fungi; Ascomycota; Sordariomycetes; Hypocreales; Bionectriaceae.